AUGUGGAUCAGCAGAGACGACAUGCCACUGAAAAGAGAAGAUACAGAGCGCGCUCUGCAGGUGAUGGAGGCCUGUCAGGCCGGAGCUGCUGAAGGGGUCAAAGGUCGCGCAGAGAAACUGCUCAACAUCUUCCAGAGUGACUUGUUCCAGGCUCUGCUGGACAUCCAGGAGUUCUACGAGCUGACGGUGUGUGAGAACCAGACGACAACAAGUCGACCACACACACCUGGGCAGAAGUAUCGCUACCAAGACGAUGAGACUCCGCCUGUCGACCCCAGCCCCGGUCACAUGACCCACGGACGCAGCACCGAGCUGAGCCACGCGCACCUGGACGGAUACACACACCCUGCCGCACUCACCAUGAACGGAUCAGAAGGAGAGCUGGAGUACGAAGAGAUCACACUGGAGAGGGGUAACUCUGGUCUGGGCUUCAGUAUCGCAGGAGGAACUGAUAAUCCUCACAUCGGAGACGACCCCUCAAUCUUUAUUACAAAGAUCAUCCCUGGAGGAGCCGCCGCCCAGGAUGGACGCCUCAGGGUGAACGACAGCAUUGUAUUCGUUAACGACGUGGACGUGCGUGAGGUCACUCACUCCAUCGCCGUGGAGGCGCUGAAGGAGGCGGGGCCUGUUGUCAGGCUGUAUGUCCUGCGGCGACGCCCACCGAGCGAACGCAUCACGCAGAUCAAGCUGAUGAAAGGACCGAAAGGUCUGGGCUUCAGUAUAGCAGGCGGUGUGGGGAACCAACAUGUCCCUGGAGACAACAGCAUUUACGUCACCAAGAUCAUCGAGGGCGGGGCGGCACACCGCGAUGGACGGCUACAGAUCGGGGACAAAAUACUGGCUGUGAACCACAUGUCUCUGGAGGACGUCCUGCAUGAAGACGCUGUGUCGGCCCUGAAGAACACAGGGGAGGUGGUCUACCUGAAGGUAGCAACACCCACCUCGCAGUACAUCCACCCUGCUGAUCGAUACAGCCCCCCUGACCUGACCAGCUCCUACAUGGAGCCUGACUACAUGUGUGAUUACCCACAAGCCCUCCCUCCUCCGUCACCACGACGAUACUCACCUAUCCCCCGUGGCAUGAUGGGAGAGGACGACUACUCCCGGGAGCCUCGCAGAGUCUGUGUGCAGCGUGGGUCUACCGGUCUGGGCUUCAACAUCGUCGGCGGAGAGGACGGAGAGGGAAUCUUCAUCUCCUUCAUCCUCGCAGGAGGACCAGCAGACCUGAGCGGAGAGCUCCGGAAGGGAGACCAGAUCCUCAGUGUGAACGGCGUGGACCUCAGGUAUGCGACACAUGAACAGGCAGCAGCAGCUCUGAAGAACGCCGGACAGACUGUUACCAUAGUAGCACAGUACAGACCUGAGGAGUACAGUCGUUUUGAAGCGAAGAUCCACGACCUGAGGGAGCAGAUGAUGAACAGCUCGUCCGGGAGUUUGAGAGCCAACCGCAGCUUCUACGUCAGGGCGUUGUUUGACUAUGAUAAGCAGUGGGACUGUGGCGUCCUAUCACAAGCUCUGGACUUCAACUUUGGGGAGGUUCUUCAUGUGACGGACAGCGCUGAUGACGAGUGGUGGCAGGCCAGACGGGUGAACCAGCAGGGGGAGCUGGAGGAGCUGGGAUACAUCCCGUCCAAACACAGAGUGGAGAGGAAGGAGUGGUCGCGGAUGAAGAGUAAAGGCAGAGAAGGUUUCGUUCACAGCUACGAGCUCAUCACUCAGAUUGAAGUGGACUACGCUCGUCCUGUCAUCAUCCUGGGGCCGACCAAAGACCGAGUCAAUGACGACCUGCUGUCCGAGUUCCCAGACAAGUUCGGCUCCUGUGUCCCUCAUACGACUCGCCCUCGGAGGGACUACGAGGUCGACGGGCGGGACUACCACUUUGUGUCGUCGCGGGAACAGAUGGAGCGGGACAUCCAAUCACAUCGCUUCAUUGAGGCGGGACAGUAUAACAACCACCUGUACGGGACGUCGGUGCAGAGCGUCCGACAGGUGGCCGAGCAGGGGAAGCACUGCAUCCUGGACGUGUCGGCCAACGCGGUGAGGAGGCUUCAGGCGGCUCAGCUCCAUCCCAUCGCCAUCUUCAUCCGACCGCGAUCCCUGGAGAACAUCCUGUAA
Xiphias gladius (swordfish) is the source of this 2115-nucleotide messenger RNA. RefSeq names its product discs, large homolog 4b (Drosophila) (gene dlg4b). Gene Ontology annotation, molecular function: kinase binding. The record is from RefSeq and is a predicted model, not a curated record. Gene Ontology annotation, biological process: AMPA glutamate receptor clustering; postsynaptic neurotransmitter receptor diffusion trapping; chemical synaptic transmission. Lineage: Eukaryota; Metazoa; Chordata; Actinopteri; Istiophoriformes; Xiphiidae. Gene Ontology annotation, cellular component: neuromuscular junction; postsynaptic density membrane; neuron projection.